CCUCAACUAGAUAUGUCUCAUCCCCGGUUCGAGUGUAGCAUGGCUCCGCCCGCAUAUUGCUCCCAGCUCAGAAGUGAUUUGGUUCUGGUUAAACCAGCCUAGUGCGAGACGGCGGGUAAAACGGAGUUCAACUUCUUCUUGGCCACCACCCCCGCUGUCGACCUGACACGCCAGACGAGACCUGCCAACCAGGAGUAAGGACACGACAAGGUUUUAGAGAAAGAAUUAUGGCUGCACGUUGGGUUGUACCGGUGGCGGUGGCACUUCUUGCCCUGGCUGUUGGCCUCUACCUCAUACCGUCUCCCAUCGAUCCGGAACCAUACAUAUUUCAGGGGCCCCCGCCCCUGUUGGAGGGGCCCUUGGCUGUCAACACCCGACUGCAGAGGGGCCGCCGGCUCUUCGCUGGACAACUGAGGGGGCCAGAGUCCUUUACGGCUGAUCAAGAUGGGAAUAUUUACACUGGGACAGUGGAUGGAAAACUGUGGAGGAUUUAUCAGGACACGCUGACAUUCAUCACACAGAUGGGACAGGACAUCCCUGAAUGUGGCAGCAGUAUGGACUACGAGCCGGUGUGUGGCCGUCCCCACGGCGUGCGAUUGGACAGCAGUGGUCAGCUGAUCGUGGCAGACUCCUACUUUGGCUUGUUCAGGGUGGACCCCCAGAGCGGAGAGAAAACACUGCUACUGUCCAGCAAGCAAGGCUGUGAUGGAAUCCCGUUUGGGUUCCUGAAUGGUCUAGAACUCUCUCGGAACGGAACCAUCUUCUUCACAGACUCUAGCAGUAGGUGGGGAAGAAGGCAUGUCCGGUAUGAGGUGAUCGAGACGAACCACCUGGGCCGCCUCCUGGCGUACGAGCCCCAGACGGGUCAGGUCCGGACUCUGCUGGACUCUCUGUACAUGCCCAAUGGCAUCGCCCUCUCCCCAGAGGAGGACUUCAUCAUGAUGUCUGAGACCAGCAUCGGACGCAUUGUCAGGUACUGGUUAAAGGGACCACAGGCCGGCACCAAGGAGAUCCUCAUGAACAACAUGCCUGGUUACCCUGACAACAUCCGCCUCAGUGACCGGGGCACGUUCCUUGUGGGCAUCACCACCACCCGUUUCCGUGGGCGAAUCAUGCCCCCUUUCCUGGACCUCAUAGGGCCGUACCCUGCUGUCAAGCGCUUCAUCACCAAGCUGAUUCCUUUUAGCUGGUAUAACAUGCUGCUGCCCAAAUACGGCCUGGUUCUGGAGCUGGGUCCAGACGGAGAGGUUCUGGACAGCCUUCACGACCCGAACGGGACCCUCACCUGGGCCGUCAGCGAUGUGUUCCAGCACGGAGGGCAGUACUACCUGGGCAGCACCGACCUGCCAUUCCUACCUGUGCUGGAGCACUGGAGCUAGGGGCAGUACAGGAGACUGGAUGGAUGCCAGUGAUCAAGGUGGACUGAUGUUGGAGGUUGUGUGUGUGUGUGUUUGUGGGUGUGUUUGUGAGUGCGUCCGUGUGUGUGUGUGUUUGUCCG
Molecule: messenger RNA, 1498 nt
Organism: Clupea harengus (Atlantic herring)
Lineage: Eukaryota; Metazoa; Chordata; Actinopteri; Clupeiformes; Clupeidae
Product: adipocyte plasma membrane-associated protein-like
Exons: 9
Coding region: 228-1379 (383 amino acids)
Cellular component (GO): endomembrane system
Molecular function (GO): hydrolase activity
Source: RefSeq, a predicted model, not a curated record